GUCAAAACUUAGAAUUAGAUGGAAAACGAAGGAGGGACCGUCACCGUGCCUCGUAGGUAGAUGAAAAGAAAUAGUCAUAGUGUCAGCACAAGAUGACUGCAGUCGCGCCAGUCGCAGUCAUGGAGAAGGGCACAGCAACCUUGUCUGCAACAUCACGAAUUGCGCCGCAGGGAGGUUUGCGCAAGCGGCUUGGCGGCCGGCCUCCCGGCACAUACCUACCUUUCUCGGAAGCACGGCGAAAAGUGCGUGAGGCCAAGUUGAGGAGCGAACAGGAGUUUUUUCGAUGGAUGAAGGAAAAUCGAUCGACGUGCAAAACCCGUGGUGUGCCGUACCAUCCAGACCGAAUCUAUGUCGACCAGGGGUGGAGGGGGUUCCGGGACUGGGUCGGGUACACGUCUCGCAGACCGCUUAAACCGCGUACGCAAGACGGAAAACCAAUACGGUACUGCCGCGAUCCAUCAAAAGUGCAUAAGUACGCACAGCGCCUACGUGCUAUCAACUUUGUUUGCGAUGGGUUGAUGUCAGCAGAACCAGCAGAAAAACCGGCUGAACAGCAAAUAAUCGACGUUUGCGUCUUACCUCUGUGCAGUUCCGCAACGAUGCUGUUUCGCGUACGUGACAACGACGGCGACAGUGGCGACAAAUGUCCCAAAUGGCUCCCAAUCGCGGUGCGCUCAGCCGGCGGCCGAUUUUCCAGCGAUAACGCAGACCACGAGGCAGCAGAAAAUAAAAUUAAGGAAGACUCAUCAACCAGCUCCAGCACAGCCGCAGCCCGGGACCACACGAUGUUACAAGUAACAGGUGGCUCAUCUUCUGUCGUGACAUUUUGGCGGUGUGAUUUUUGCGAAUCUUCGCCGCUGUUCGGCAUGCCACUGAUCGGUGUCGUUUCCGAGCCGCGCCGACGUGAUGUGGUGCUUGCGAGGUGUCUUGACGGGAAAAGGCGAAUCAUGCCAGAAGAGUUUCGACCAGUCGGGGCUGUUGAAGAGUUGACCACACAAGAUACGCGAUACACCGGCAACGUGAAGGACUUUCUCUUGGCGUACUGGCUCACAGUUUCGAGCGAGAGAAGGAAAAGCUUCGCAGAAUGGAUAGCGUGUCUGACAAGUCAGUGGACGAGGGAUGCCAGCCUGUACCGGGGAAUCGCGCACAUCGUCCAGCACCUGUUUGAGCCUCUGGGUUUGUUGUUCAGCUUCUGUCCGCAUCGACAAAGAGACGACUCCUUUUUCAACGCAGAGCUUGGUCCUCAUCGAGUGUUUGUCCGAAAAGCCGGCGAAAUCUACCGCGUUCCGGAAGCUAAGCGGGGAUUCCGGGUGAAGAUGGAGUCGGGUAGAUGUCCCGACGGAUUGGUGUUCUCGGGACCAACGGCGAACGCGCAUACGUUUGACUUCUUGAUCACUUUUUCAGGGAGCGAGCGGACGGACGACAGGAGCAAUGGUCUUUUCAUAGUCCCGAACGAAGUCCUGCUGCAGAAUAUUCAAAUCGAGCAAGAUUCCUUUUACCCUUGGUUGACUUUCUAUCCGCCGAAUAUUGAGACCCGGUUCGUCCAUGCAAGCGUAAGCCAAAAGUGGCAGGAACCUUUCUACAUCGACCUCUCUGACGUUGAAAAAGAUCCGCUGAAGGCUCGUGAGGCGAUUGAAAAAGCACGUAUUAUCCUUGCACAGUACGGAAAAGCAAAAGCGAAAGCACCUCCAUAACGAUCGCGGAAUUAAUACGGCUCAUGCCGAUGCAGAUGCUGGAGUUUAUUUCCUCAUCUUCUGGUUUGG
Amoebophrya sp. A120 is the source of this 1763-nucleotide messenger RNA. NCBI's taxonomy places the organism in Eukaryota, Dinophyceae, Syndiniales, Amoebophryaceae. The record is from the annotation of a GenBank genome assembly.